Messenger RNA from Naegleria gruberi, 840 nucleotides. RefSeq lists its product as uncharacterized. The record is from RefSeq and is a predicted model, not a curated record. Lineage: Eukaryota; Heterolobosea; Eutetramitea; Acrasida; Naegleriidae. The transcript has a single exon. The coding region runs from base 1 to 840 and encodes 279 amino acids.
AUGGGAAAUAAUAAAUCACGUACAAGUACAUCAAUAUUUGAUGAUGAAGAGAAGGAAUUUAUCUAUAAAUUACCACUCAAUCAUGAUAAAUAUUAUUACAUUGCAAUCUAUAGAAAAAUAGGAGAAGAAACAACAUUUAAACAAGUUGUUGAUUUUAAAUUAUUAGAUUCAAAUUCAACUAAUUAUCCAUUUCAUAGACAAAUUGAAAAUAGUGUACUACCCUAUGUAGGUGAUGAUAGUAAAGAACGUUUAAUGAGAAAACAUUCAAAAGUUACUUUAUCUUCUAAUUCUAACACUACUGCUACUACUGCUACUGCUACCUCUACAUCUAAUACAUCUACUACAACAACAACAACACUAUCUUCACAAUAUAUAUCAUCAUCAACUUCAUCUAAUGGAUCUUUAUUAUAUUCCAAUAAUAAUUUACUAUUAGAAAGUAAAAGAAUAUAUGAUCCAAUAUAUUCAACAAUGGAAGAAUAUCAUUUUCUACAUCCUAAUAAUGAUUCAUCUACUAUUAAUAUAGAUGUUAUUGUUAUGAGAAGAAAUGGUUUUGAUGAUUCAAAUAAUUCUAAUAAUUCUAAUAAUUCUAAUAAUUCAUCAACAAUUGCAUUAAUUGGAGCAGUUUGUGAUAUAGUUUCAAAAGAAGAAAGAUCUUUAUUCAUGUUUAAAAUUAGAGAUAUUUGUAUAGAUGUAUUAAAUCAAUGUUAUAAUAAUAGUAAUACUGGUAAUGUAAUUGAUAAUUCAAUAAUUUCAAUUUCUAAAGAAGAUCAAGCUUUGAAAAAUUUAACUGAUUCAAUUAUUAAAUUAACAUCUUCAAAUAAGAGUGGUCAAGAUCAGUAA